This is a messenger RNA of Mangifera indica (mango), 5754 nucleotides long. Its product is annotated as putative disease resistance protein At3g14460. Gene Ontology annotation, biological process: defense response to other organism. Gene Ontology annotation, molecular function: ADP binding. The transcript has 2 exons. Lineage: Eukaryota; Viridiplantae; Streptophyta; Magnoliopsida; Sapindales; Anacardiaceae. The record is from RefSeq and is a predicted model, not a curated record. Bases 342 to 4610 code for a protein of 1422 amino acids.
UUAAAAAGAUGAAGAAUACUUUGUUGCUGGAUUAAAAUCCUCCUUAAAGCUUCCAGAUUGACCACUGUUAAAGGGGUAAGGAUCCAACGGCAACUAACCAACCAGCAACAGAACUGGGGAAGUUUGACCAUUAAUAUAUCUUCACACUUACCAGAAAAAUGUCACCUGCUGAAAAAAAAUCAAGUGUUAAAAAAAAAUUUUCUGCUCCAAUCUUGACUAUAACGCAACACGUCACAUUUCAAUUGUGUGUUUAUCUGCGUGUACAAAACAACUUAUGAUAGUUGCAGUUGCGCACUUCUUGUUCUUGUUGAAGUUAAUAGUUCAUCGUUCAUUCUUGGAUUAUGGCAGACGUAGUUGUAUCUGCGGUCAUUUCGAUGUUGCAUGAAGCGUUGGCGUUUUCGAAUCAAUUUGAAGAUCUGAUUUUGGAAUUGAAGCAAUUGAAGAAACUCUUGUUGACGAUUCAGGGAGAGCUUGAUGAUGUGGUGGCCAAGAAAAAGGAGAACGUGACUGUGCAAAAAUGGUUGGAUGAUCUCCGAGAUGUGGCUUAUGAUGCGGAGGAUGUUCUGGAUGAGUAUAACUAUGUUGUUUUGAAGAGCAAGUUGGUGACAGAUUCUUGGACUCCAAGGGCUCUUAUUUGCAGCCUUAAUAUAGAGUCCAAGAUCCAAACAAUCACUUGCCAUUUGAAAGAUCUCUGUGAGGAAAAAACUGAUCUUGGAUUGAAAGAGAUUGCUGCUGGGGACUCGUUAACUGGAGAUUGGGAAAGAUUACCAAGCUCAAGUGUGCCAACUGAAGCUGCUAUCAUUGGAAGAGAUGAUGAUAAAGCCAAAAUUCUUGACAUGUUAUUAAGAGUUCAACCCGGAGAUGAAAACAUUAGAUCUAUUGGUAUCUGGGGCAUGGGAGGUAUUGGCAAAACCACCCUAGCCCAGAUGGUCUACAAGGAAUUGCCAGCAUACGACUUCGAUUUAAAAUCAUGGGUUUGUGUCUCCCAUGAUUUUGAUGUUCUGAAAAUCUCCAAGACAAUUCUGGAGUCAGUCACUGGCAAAUCUUGUGAUCUCAAGUACUUGAAUGAAGUGCAAGUAAGACUGAGUGAGGAAAUAGCUAGAAGAAAAUUUUUUCUGGUCUUGGAUGAUGUAUGGUCGAUUGAUUAUUGGUCAUGGCAAAUUCUAAAAUCGCCCUUUAUGGCUGGUGUACAGGGGAGUAGAGUUAUAGUGACCACACGCAAUAAAGAAGUUGCUUUAACAAUUGAAAAUGGCGAAUAUUACAGUCUGAAGCUUCUAUCAGAUGAUGAUUGUUGGUCUAUAUUUCAGAAACAUGCUGGAGUUAUUGAUGGAAUUCAGGAACUGGAAUCAAUCCGUGAAAAAAUUGUGGAGAAGUGCAGGGGCUUACCGUUAGCAGCAAGAACUCUUGGAGGGCUUCUACGGCACAAGCAGAGAGGAGCUGAGCGGGUGAAAAUACUGGAAAGCAAGCUCUGGGAUGUAUCAGGGAAAUCAAAUAUUCUCCCUGCUUUAAAAUGGAGCUAUCUUCGUCUUCCAUCUCAUCUUAAGAGAUGUUUUGCUUACUGUUCAAUUUUUCCCAAGAAUUUUAAAAUUGACAAGGAGCAGUUAGUCCAUUUGUGGAUGUCACAAGGUUAUCUUCACCCCUCAAAAAUUAAGCAGCUGGAAGAUGUUGGUCAUGAAUACAUUCAUGAUUUAUUGUCAAGAUCGUUAUUUCAACAUUCAAAUGAUGAUUCUUCAUUAGUUUCGAUGCACGACCUUGUUCAUGAUCUGGCUGUAUGGGUUGCUGGAGAUACUACUUUUAUGUUAGAGGAUGAAUUAGAAGCCGAUAUGCAAUCAGAAGGAUGUAAGAAGGUUCGUCAUUUUUCUUGCAUCACUGGUUCUUAUGAUAGCAAAACUAAGUUUCAGGUCCUGGAUGAAUUUAAUCGCUUAAGGACUUUUUUACCAUUGCCUGUAGAUGGUCACGUUCGAUACAUUUCUGAUAGGGUUCUUUCUGAUUUGUUGCCCAAGUUAAAAAAUUUGAGGACUCUAUGUUUAUCUAAAUACUAUAUCACUGAAAUACCUGAUUCCAUUGGAGAAUUGAGGCUUCUCAGGUAUCUCAACCUUUCUGACACUCAAGUCAGAUGUUUACCAGAGUCACUGGUAUUACUAUAUCAAUUGGAAACAUUGCUUCUAAAAUCUUGUUUUCGUCUCACAAAAUUGCCUUCGGAGAUUGGUACUUUGAUCAAUCUUCGCCAUCUUGAUAUCACAAAUGCAUGUUUAAUAAGAGAAAUGCCAUCGGGAAUGAAAAAUUGUAAAAAGCUCCAAACAUUGUCUAAUUUUGUUGUGGGUAACAAUACUGGUUCUAGUUUGAAGGAGCUGAAGAAUUUAAGGUUUCUUCGAGGAAAACUUAGUAUUUCGGGAUUAGAAAAUGUGAUUAAUUCUUGUGAUGCAAGGGAGGCCUUGUUAAGUGAUAAGAAAGAUCUAGAAGUGUUGUUGCUACAAUGGGGGUCGCAAUUUGAGGACUCAAGAAAUAAGGCAGUCGAAAAGGAUGUACUUGCCAUGCUACAGCCUCAUAGAAACAUAAAAGAGCUUACUAUUAAAUGCUAUGGUGGCAAAGAAUUUCCUUCUUGGUUAGGAGAUCCAUUAUUCUCUAAUUUGGUGACCCUAACAUUGGAAAGCUGUAGAACCUGUACAUCCUUGCCUUCUUUGGGGCUUUUACGGUCACUUAAAGUCCUAACCAUCAAGGGGAUGACAGGACUAAAAAGGAUAGGUUUAGAGACCUAUGGGGAAGGUUAUUCAAAGCCUUUCCAAAGUUUGGAGACUCUUUAUUUAGUGGAUUUGGAAGAAUGGGAGCAUUGGGAUUCUGCUGAAGAAGAGAAUGAGUUAUUUCCUUGCCUGCGUGACCUUUCUAUUUUAAAAUGCCCCAAGCUGUCCGGAAAAUUACCUGAAAGAUUUCCUUGCCUUCUUGAGCUUUCCAUUAUAAGAUGCCCCAAACUCUCUGGAAGAUUGCCUCGUCAUCUUCCUUCAAUAGAGAAGCUUGUUAUUUUUCAAUGUUUGCAAUUGGUGGUUUCAUUCUCAAGCUUCCCUAUGCUCUGUAAACUAGAAAUAGAUGGUUGCAAAGAGAUUGUGUACAGCAGUCAAAAGAUUUGCCCUGAGUCACUGAAGUCUAUGACUCUAGCAAAUAUCAGAGACGGUGGAAAUUGCUCACAACAAGAGUUUCAUAAUGUUGAACGACUGAAGAUUAUUGAUUGUGAAGAACUUGUAUAUUUCUGGGAUAAAAAUAUUCAGCAUAUGAAGCAACCUCAAGCGGGGUUACACAGCCUUACUUCCGUCAAAGAACUACAUAUUGAAAAUUUCACAAGUUCUGUUUCAUUUCCAGAGGCUUCUUUUUUUUCCAAUUUGAGUGUCCUUGUUAUUGAAAAUUGCAAUGCUCUAUUAUCCUUGCCUACGAAAUUACAGCUUCUUGAAAGAUUACGAAUUGGAGGUUGCCAUUCUCUAAGAUUCAUAGUAGAAGACAAGCUACCUUCAUCUCUAAAAUGGCUUGAGAUAAAAAAUUGUGGGAAAUUGCAGCGAUUGUCGGAUUAUAAAAAGAGUACUUGUACUUCUGGUCUUGAGUACUUGUAUGUCUCUGAGUGCCCCUCGCUCACAAGCAUAUCAUCGAUUUUCCAACAACUUGUAGUGCUCAAACAUCUUGAGAUUUGGAGCUGCAAUAAGCUCACUACCUUAUCAACCAGAGGCAACUUACCUGAGACACUUCAACACCUCAAUAUUGUUAAUUGUUCAAAGCUGGAACUGAUAGCUCAAAGGUUUCAUGAUAACACUUCUCUUGGAUAUAUGAAGCUUCGUAAAUUUAACAAUCUGAAAUCCAUACCUGAGGGCCUCCACAAUCUUGGCAGUCUUCGUGAUCUAUUUAUUUGGGAUUGCCCGAACCUUGUUUCUUUCCCAGAAGAAGGCCUUCCCAAGACAAGCUUAAGAAUUUUUUCAGUUGAGAGAUGUAAGAAACUUAAAACUCUGCCGAACCACAUGCACAAGCUCAAAUUUCUCCGAGAAUUACAAAUACGACAGUGUCCAGAUGUCACUUCCAUUCCAGAAGAAGGUUUUCCUACUAACCUGGAGUCACUUCUGAUUGCAGAUCUCAAUAUCUAUAAGCCACUAUUUGAGUGGGGUUUGCAAAGACUCACAUCUCUUAGAAACCUUGAGAUUAGAGGAUGCCCAUAUUUAGAGUCUUUUCCACGAGGUGAUAAUGCAACGAUGCUGCCCACCUCCCUAUCUCGGCUAACCAUUGCCAGGUUCCAGGGAUUGAAAUUCCUAUCUGCUGAGGGUUUGAAAAACCUUUCAGCUCUUGAAUAUUUGUCAAUCAGCGAUUGUCCAAAUUUCACAUCCUUACCAGAGUCAGGCUUACCAUCCUCACUUCUACAAUUAUAUAUCUAUGGUUGUCCCCUGUUGAAAAAACGAUGCAAAAGGACUGAAGGUCAAGAUUGGUCCAAAAUAGCCCACAUUCCUCGCAUACGAAUAGAUGGAAGAUUCAUAUCUGAUGCAUAUCUGGCGGAAGAACGAGCUCUCCUCCAUCUCAGAAGUGAAAAUAGUGCCUUCCCUUGCACGCUAACCCCGGAUGAAUCUAGCAAUGAAAUUUAGGCAACUUGGUCAAGUCAAGCUGGGGGGCCCCAGCUCGAGUUCAGCUCGUUGGAGCCAAUGACAGAUCCAGAAAUGAAAUUCAUGGGGGUCAAAGUUAAAAUAUUACAAAUAAAUUUUAAAUCAAAUUAAAUUAAAUAUUUCUAUUUAUAAAAUAUUUAUUAACUAAUACAUUUAUAAUUGUUUUUUAUGGAAUUUCAUCAUUUGAAAGUAUUGUAUGUUAAUUUUAUUAUAAAUACUAUUAAAUACAUUAUUUUCUGUAUACAUAACUAAACUGUCCGUCCUUCAAUUAUUGACCACUUCUUCUAUUUCAUAAAUGAUGCUUCAUAAAUUUCAUUAUUGAAAAUGUUUUCUCUAUACAGUAAUUGUACACUUUUUCCCCUGCUUCCAAGAAAAUACAUAUACUUCAGAUUUUGUUAUACACAAUCUAAUUAUCAUUACAUAAAGUUAAUUCCAAUAAUUGUAAAAUUUGGCUACAGUUUAUUGAAUUAGCUUAUGUUAUUAAUCACAAUAAAAUAUAAAUAUAUUCUAUUAAAGUGCUCCUCCAAAUGGAACUGCAAAGAAUCGGGUAACGCAGUGUGAAAACUUUAAACUCGGGAAUUGGGAUACUCCAAAUGCAGAGAAGUUGUAGCAACAAUCAACUGAGAAACCAGAUGCAGAGAAGCUGAAGCCAUGGAAACAGUCGUCGGGACCUUAAAAUCAGAAGCUCAAAGGACACAAAGCAACUGGGAGAAACCAGAAAGCAAAGGAAAGGAAAAACCGGAAAUGAUGAAGACUAAAGUACCAGAUUUCUCAAGACUUUGAACUGCCGGAGAGGAGAGGAGUUGAAACGCCGGAGUUGGAAACGGAAAAGAGUCAAGACGCUGGGACGGUGAGGAGUAUAUUCAGGUUACUCGAAAUCCUUUGAUCCCACAGUAGAAGAAACAUUUGAUAACUCAUCCUAAUCUUAUAUGCAUGAAACACGUUUCUGGAAAGAAAAAGAAACGCGUCUCAUAAUUCUUUAAAAUAACUGAAACGGCCCCGAAGCGUUUUAUACCGGUUUUGGGCAGUUUCAAAAAUGCAGAAACGCACCCCCUAGUGCGUUUCCGUGCUUCCUUGAUAACAGACAUUUUGGAGUUCUGUUCAUUUGCUUUUUACUUGCGUAUUA